CAUCACCUACAUCUCCAAAUCCGAGGUUCUUUCCAAGCCACCUUCUCCUGGCGCUGCUGAGUGUGAGCAGGUCCCGAUGUAUGCCAAGAACCUGCUGCUGUGCGAGGGCUCCGAGCUCUGCUUCGAGGAGCUGAGGGCCCAGAGAUACUUCAGGAGAUACGAGUGCCUCAGGAGGCAGCAACAACUGGUGGAAGAGGAGAGAGACUUCCUGAGGAAAAAGGAGUUGGCUAUGCUGGAACUCCAGGCCCUGCAGAAGAGGCUGGAAGAGCUGAGCAAAGGCCUGGAGGAAACCAGGCUGGAACCAGGAGCUGAACCGAUCCAGAGGGUGGUGCCCCCAUGUACCAGGCCCAGCACAGCCCUGCCAGGGGACUGCGUGGCACACGUUCCAACCUCAGGUGUGCCCGAGGUGCCAGAGCAGCCCCAGUCCAGUGUUGGCCCAGCCCCUGCUCCCACCCUGCCACCAGUGAAGCCCCUCGGCCGCCGGGUCCCAUCAGCCUCCCUGUGGGAAGGAAGGGAGGAGAAGGACACAGCCAGAGCUCAGCCAGAGCUUGGGGAGCUCCAGAAGAGUUUGGUGCACCCUCCCUUCAGUGCUGUCUCAGCUCAGGAACAGGCACAUCCCAACUCAGCUCAACAGCACCCUAACAAGAGAUCCACUGGAUUAACUCCUGCUGUGGAUGUGAAGGAAGCCUCUGGAAAUGUUUCCCAGGCCACCUCGAACACCUCUCUGGGAGGAUGGAUGUGGGCAACGCUCUUGAAAGCUCAGCCGUUGCCCACAGGGCACAUGAAGGAAGCCUUGGACUUUCUCAUGGAUAUAUUUCAAAUGCCCAUCUUGCCUCAACCAUCACCCCUGGAAAGCAGCAACGUCGAACUGGAAGCCCUUUGCAGGAAAAAUGAGCCUGAUGGAUGUUUGAAAGCUGAUGGUGCUGUCCCUGCCACUCGGGCAUUUUCCAUCUUUCAGGAUGAGAACAAAAAGGAGAACAGCAGGAUCCCUCAGCUCAAGAACAAGGCAGAGGAGUCCAGGAGUCUUGCAGAAGGUUCCUUGACUGACCGUGCAGCAGAAUGCCCCGUGACUGACCAGGUGGAGCUGCCUGUCCAGGACUGGAAGUGGUGGUGACACCCAUGUCCUGUCUCCCUCCAGUGGCAUGAGGAGAUGAUCAUCUCUGGAGGACCCCCCUGAUCCCCUGGGUACCCUGGGAAUUUCCCUGGAAUGAUCAAUAAACCCCUG
Molecule: messenger RNA, 1225 nt
Organism: Pseudopipra pipra
Lineage: Eukaryota; Metazoa; Chordata; Aves; Passeriformes; Pipridae
Product: mitotic checkpoint serine/threonine-protein kinase BUB1-like
Exons: 10
Coding region: 77-1114 (345 amino acids)
Source: RefSeq, a predicted model, not a curated record